Messenger RNA from Lacerta agilis (Sand lizard), 2008 nucleotides. It is a transcript of the gene SERPINE2, whose product is annotated as serpin family E member 2. The transcript has 9 exons. NCBI's taxonomy places the organism in Eukaryota, Metazoa, Chordata, Lepidosauria, Squamata, Lacertidae. The record is from RefSeq and is a predicted model, not a curated record. Gene Ontology annotation, molecular function: serine-type endopeptidase inhibitor activity. The coding region runs from base 235 to 1425 and encodes 396 amino acids. Gene Ontology annotation, biological process: negative regulation of endopeptidase activity; negative regulation of plasminogen activation.
CCCAGUGGGAGGGGGUGAGCCGAGUGGGCGCCGCCCGGCCGCUUCUGCGCUCUCUCGCCGGCGGGCGGGAUAAAUGCGGGAUUCGGGGCGGCCGCUCGGCUUAGUCGCUGAGCUGAGCAGGAGGAGCAGCAGAGUGGAAGCUCAGCCGCCGCAGCCGCAACCUCCGCCGCUCUUAUUCCCCCGGAGAGGCGCUUCUCCAGCGAGGGCGAGAGAGAUUGUUUUGGGUUAGGAAUCAUGAACGGGCAUCUUGCUCUCCUCUUUGCUGCCUUGAUUUCUGCGUGCCUUUGCUUCCCACCGAGUCCCCUGUCUCUUGAGGAACUUGGCUCAGACAUUGGGAUCCAAGUUUUCAAUCAGCUGGUCAAAAGCAGGCCGAAGGAGAAUGUUGUGGUUUCCCCGCAUGGAAUUGCAUCAGUACUUGGAAUACUUCAACUUGGAGCUGAUGGCAAGACAAAGAAACAGCUAACAACAGUGAUGAGAUACAGCGUAAAUGGAGUUGGCAAAGUACUGAAGAAAAUAAACAAAGCCAUAGUCUCAAAGAAGAAUAAAGAUCUUGUGUCAAUUGCAAAUGCUGUCUUUGCAAAAAGUGGCUUGAAACUGGAAGUGCCUUUUGUUUCAAGAAACAAUGAAGUCUUUCAGUGCAAUGUUAAGAGUGUGAACUUCGAGGACCAGAACACUGCCUCUGAUACUAUCAACCAGUGGGUCAGAAAUGAGACUAAGGGUAUGAUAGACGGCAUCGUAUCUCCAGAUUCCCUUGAUAGUGAGCUGACCAGAUUGGUGCUGGUAAAUGCAGUAUACUUUAAGGGACUAUGGAAAUCACGUUUUCAACCAGAAAACACAAAAAAGCGAACAUUUAACGGAGCUGAUGGAAAGACUUACCAAGUGCCUAUGCUGGCUCAGUUGUCAGUGUUCCGAUGUGGCACAACAAGUACUCCUAAUGACUUGUGGUACAAUAUCAUUGAAUUGCCCUACCAUGGUGAAAGUAUCAGUAUGCUGAUUGCUCUGCCCACGGAAAGCACAACUCCUUUGUCUGCUAUUAUCCCUCACAUUAGCACGAAAACGAUACAGAGCUGGAUGACAACUAUGGUGCAGAAGAGAGUGCAGGUUAUUUUACCCAAGUUUACUGCGGAGGCAGAAACAGACUUAAAGGAACCUUUACAGGAGCUUGGCAUUCAAGAUAUGUUUGAUCAGUCAAAGGCAAAUUUUGCAAAAAUAACAAGAACAGGAAACAUUCAUGUAUCUCAGAUAUUGCAAAGAGCAAAAAUUGAAGUGAGUGAAGAUGGAACCAAAGCAUCUGCAGCAACAACUGCAAUUUUAAUAGCCAGGUCAUCCCCACCUUGGUUUGUGGUAGACAGGCCUUUUGUAUUCUUCAUACGGCACAAUCCUACAAAUGCCGUUUUGUUCAUGGGACAAAUCAACAGACCUUGAAUGUGGGAGAUUUUCCUUCUGAAGCAAAUUUUAAAAUGAAUGCCCUUCUUCCAUUAAAUAUUUUUGUACAUUAUUAUUUGGCUAUGAACUAGCAUUUAAGUGUGGUUUGUCCAACUAGGUUUUGAAAAGGAGUUUUAAGUAGCUGGGGAGUGUUGUGGAAAAACAGAAUGCCUUUUCAAAACAAGAUUCUUAAAACUACUGAUUAGUUCCCUGUGCUAAUAACCUUUGAAAUUUGGGGUGGGGUCUUGAGUAUUUUGUAUUGUGAUUUUAAGUCUUAACCAGAGUUGGAACUAAAGGAGCAACUUUGAUUUCUGUUUGGUUGGUACCUAAAUGCCCUCCUACUACUAUUGCCAUCUACCGAGUGGUUUGAGGAGGCAUUGCCGUAAGAAUUUCAAAGCUUUAGCCAUUUUUAUUUUAUAUUGUGCAUGCACUGCUGAGACUUAAAACAACUAAUGUCCCAGUUAACGCCUUUGCAUUGGUGUAAUGUUAAACUUGUCAUUGCUAGUAUACAAUUUCUAUGGAUUUAAAUUUUAUAUUUUUUUGUACAAAGGAAAAAAAAUAAAGUCAUUAUGAACAGAUGAAA